AUGGAUUAUAAGUCCAGCCUGAUCCAGGAUGGGAACCCAAUGGAGAACUUGGAGAAGCAGCUGAUCUGUCCCAUUUGCCUGGAGCUGUUUACCAAGCCAGUGGUCAUCUUACCGUGUCAGCACAACCUCUGCCGAAAGUGUGCCAAUGACAUCUUCCAGGCCGCAAAUCCCUACUGGACCAACCGGGGUGGCUCGAUGUCCAUGUCUGGUGGCCGUUUCCGCUGCCCCUCCUGCCGCCAUGAGGUGAUCAUGGACCGGCACGGAGUGUACGGCCUGCAGAGGAACCUGCUGGUGGAGAACAUCAUCGAUAUCUACAAGCAGGAGUGUUCCAGUCGGCCCCUGAAGAAGGGCAGCCACCCCAUGUGCAAGGAGCACGAAGAUGAGAAAAUCAACAUCUACUGCCUCACCUGCGAGGUGCCCACUUGCUCCAUGUGCAAGGUGUUCGGGGCCCACAAGUCCUGUGAGGUGGCCCCGCUGCAGGAUGUCUUCCAGGGACAAAAGACGGAACUGAGUAACUGUAUCUCCAUGCUGGUGGCGGGAAACGACCGUGUGCAGACCAUCAUCACUCAGCUGGAGGACUCUUGUCGAGUAACCAAGGAGAACAGUCACCAGGUGAAGGAAGCGCUAAGCCAGAAGUUUGAUGUACUGUAUGCCAUCUUGGAUGAGAAGAAGAGUGAGUUGCUGCAGCAGAUCACGCGGGAGCAGGAAGAGAAGCUCAGCUUCAUCGAGGUCCUCAUCCAGCAGUACCAAGAGCAGCUCGACAAGUCCACCAAGCUGGUGGAGACAGCCAUCCAGUCCCUGGACGAGCCUGGUGGGGCCACCUUCCUCUUGAGUGCCAAGCAACUCAUCAAAAGCAUUGUGGAAGCUUCCAAGGGUUGCCAGCUGGGGAAGAUAGAGCAGGGCUUUGAGAACAUGGACUACUUUACUGUGGACUUAGACCAUGUAGCAGACACCCUGAGGGCCAUCGACUUCGGAACAGAUGAGGCAGAAGAAGAAGUCAUUGAAGAAGAAGACCAGGAUGAGGAGGAGUCCACAGAAAGGAAAGAAGAAGAAGGUAAGAAACCCAUCUUCCUCCAUUCAUUCAUUCAUUUGCUCUUUCAUUCAACAACGUGA
Molecule: messenger RNA, 1113 nt
Organism: Trichechus manatus latirostris (Florida manatee)
Lineage: Eukaryota; Metazoa; Chordata; Mammalia; Sirenia; Trichechidae
Gene: TRIM63
Product: tripartite motif containing 63
Exons: 8
Coding region: 1-1113 (370 amino acids)
Biological process (GO): protein ubiquitination
Cellular component (GO): cytoplasm
Molecular function (GO): zinc ion binding; ubiquitin protein ligase activity
Source: RefSeq, a predicted model, not a curated record